Molecule: messenger RNA, 816 nt
Organism: Ilyonectria robusta
Lineage: Eukaryota; Fungi; Ascomycota; Sordariomycetes; Hypocreales; Nectriaceae
Exons: 1
Coding region: 1-816 (271 amino acids)
Biological process (GO): cell-cell adhesion
Cellular component (GO): cell surface; phagocytic vesicle; protein complex involved in cell adhesion
Molecular function (GO): oligosaccharide binding; N-acetylgalactosamine binding; polysaccharide binding
Source: RefSeq, a predicted model, not a curated record
AUGGCUUUACCUCCCGACCAACCGACGCAUCCUUACGGGGACCAUGACGAAGGUUUCUUUGAUGGAGGUCCCCUUGGAGGUGGUGGCCCUACGACUGCCUCCCGCUCUAUCCAGUUUGACCCUCCUUGGCCAGAGCUACCCAAGAUCGCAGUUGGGUUUUCCUGGAUUGACAUCGGGACGAACACAAAUCCACGUAUUGAAGUGGUGGCCAAGGAUAUCAAAAAGGGGAGAUUUACGGUCACUAUGGGAACCUGGCUAGACACAACGGUCUUCGGCAGCAUUUCCACUUGGCUUGAGGUCCCCAGCAACAAACCUCGGGAUUGGCAGGUCGGCACGUGGUCCACCAGUGAUCCCGAUCAGCCUACGCGCAUUGAUUUCGAUACCUCCUUCGACCAUGCUCCCAAAGUCCUUGUCUGGAUCAGUCACCUCGACCAGAGCAACGAUCAUCCUACCCGCCUUAAUUGCUUUGCCGACGGUAUCGACCCAAACGGCUUUACCAUCCACGCUAAGACGUCGUUGGAUUCGGUCACGUUUGGAUCCACUGUGAACUGGAUUGCAUACCGCCAAGACAUGAAGGUGGAGAGCGGUUUAGUGAAUCUGGGCAGUGGUACAAUCGAUUUCCCGCCACGCAAGUUCAACAAGCCGCCGAGGGUUUUCAUGGCACUCUCCCUUGUCGAUGUCUCAGAUGACCAAGGCGCGGUCCGCCUUCGGUGCCUCGCCGAUAAUGUGAGCCAAGCUGGAUUUCGCUAUAUACUGGAGACGUGGCAGGGCACGACUGUCUUCGCAGCACAGGCACAGUGGAUUGCAGUAUUAUAA